Pocillopora verrucosa is the source of this 1475-nucleotide messenger RNA. Its product is annotated as deoxyribonuclease TATDN1-like. Gene Ontology annotation, molecular function: 3'-5'-DNA exonuclease activity. NCBI's taxonomy places the organism in Eukaryota, Metazoa, Cnidaria, Anthozoa, Scleractinia, Pocilloporidae. The record is from RefSeq and is a predicted model, not a curated record. Gene Ontology annotation, cellular component: cytosol.
AUGAUUCCCAAGAUGGCGGCUGCGUCGCUCCGGUUCAUUGACAUCGGAGUUAAUUUAACAGAUCUAAUGUUUAAAGGAAUUUAUCAUGGAAAGCAAGCUCAUGCAGAUGAUUUUACAGAGGUACUUAAGAGGGCAUCUGAUACUGGUGUGCAAAAGAUGAUAAUUACAGCAGGAAAUUUAUCUGAGAGUCACAAUGCACUGGAGCUUGCACAAACAAAGGAAUUUUUCCACUCUACAGUUGGGUGUCACCCAACUCGAUGCAGUGAAUUUGAUCAGGAUGGCCAAGACCCUACUGACUACCUGCAGCAGUUGAUUGCAGUAGCACAGGAAAAUAAAGGAAAAGUUGUUGCUGUUGGGGAAUGUGGCCUGGAUUAUGACAGGAUCCAUUUUUGUCCAAAAGAAGUUCAGUUAAAAUAUUUUGAGAAACAGUUUCACUUAGCGGAAGAAACCAAACUACCUAUGUUUCUACAUUCAAGAAGUGCACAUCAAGAUUUCAUUGAAAUCAUCAGACGAAAUAGAGAUAGAUUUGUGGGUGGUGUGGCUCACUGCUUCACUGGAACCAAGGAAGAAGCAUCUGAUUAUCUGGACCAGGGAUUAUAUAUCGGUAUCACGGGUUGCUCGUUAAAGACAGACGAAAAUAUCGAAGUCAUGAAGUCAAUUCCUUCAGAAAGAUUACUUCUUGAAACAGAUGCGCCUUGGUGUGAUAUCCGUCCCACACAUGCUGGCUUUAAACACGUUAAAACAAAGUUUGAGAGCAGGAAAAAGGAGAAAUGGCAGGCAGGACAGUGCGUGAAAGGUCGUAAUGAGCCUGCGAACAUUGUACAAGUGUUAGAGGUUGUGGCGGGAAGCCGAGGUGAAGAUGUUCAGUCACUCGCUGAAACCGUCUACGAGAAUACAAUGAAUUUGUUUUUUAGAUAGCAGGACCUUUGUUAUUUUCGUGGCCUGAAGAAAAUAUCAAGAGAGCAGAGAACUUAACAUUCACGUUCAAGCUUUCCUAUUUGUACUCCAGCCUUUGCAUUUGUAAGGGUACCACAACUUUGAAGAGGAGUUCCAACGGUCAUACAGACGAAAAAAUGCAGAAACAGUUUGACAGACAGACAGACCAACCGACCGACAGGCUGUCAGACGGAUAUACAGGCAGAUAGACACACAGGCAGACAGACAGGCUGACAAAUAAAUUGUAUUUGGUCGUCAAUCAAGAGUUGUUGAGUAGAUAAAUUCAAUUAAAAAACAAUAAUAACAAUAUUAUGUACAAUGAUACUGAAUAUUUAGAGAAAAAAUAACCCAAAAUGCUGUAAACUUUUGAAUUUGAAAAAUGUCUAGACAUCUCCUUUCACAAAUCACUUGGAACCUUGAAAGAAACGACUUUCGUUAAAACUCAUUGUACGCUUGACCAGAAAAUAUAAAAGCACUCCUGCUUGCAGGCAUGGUAUUGGUGAAAUGGAAAUAAUCUAGUAAAUAUUAAAGGUAAUUUG